AUGCCCGUCUCACAAGAGGACUUGGUGAGUCUUCUGGCCAUAAUAACAAGCGAACAUAAGUAUAAAGUAACAAACAGCAGUAGUCGAGUCAAAGGAGGGCUGAUGACGGGUAUAGGGGCCACAGUUGGUGGAGUAUGCGGAGGACCUGUUGGUCUUGUCGUCGGAGGUCUUGUUGGGGGAUCUCUAGCCGCGUGGAGGGGAAAAUCUACCCCGAUACCACUGGAUCAAUAUUUGAUGGAUAUUAACAAGGAGCAAAGGCAGGAGAUGUUCACCUACAUGAAAUAUCUGAUCGAAGAGUGUAAGGUACAGAAUUUUGUUGCUUUAAACGCCAAGGUUGCGACGGAUCCCGAGCUGAAGAGACGUUUUUUGGAUGUGCUUUUGUGUUACUUGAAGGUGGAACUAAAAUUGAAUGUCACGGGUGGUUGAGCGAAAGUCCUGAAUGAAGAUGCAAAAGCUUUUAUUAAAAGCCUUUACUAAAAACGAGCGACAACUGGCUGAACCUGGAAGGAAAAGCGACAAAUGUGAAGCUUUUGAAGUUUUAGGAAGUAGCUAUAUGUGUGCGUACAAGAAUUUAUAUAGCAAAGAAAGCUGAGUGGCAUUUUCCCGAAAAAAAUAAUGGUUUCUCAGUUAUUUGUUGUUGUUUACAAAAGCUAAAAUAAAACACUGGCGUUCUUCUCUUGGUGGUCUUAGGAGAAAACAGGAACAUGUGGCAGAUUUAAAUACGCAAUCUAAAGUUAGUAUUAACUUUCUGUCGUAGAUAAAAUAAUAAUCAUUUAAAGCUAAGAUCGUUCCAGAUAAAUUUAAAGCCAUUAGAUUAUGACGAAUCUUUUGUCUCCCUAAAUUUUGAAUACGUCAGGUUCUUUCCUUUAUUUCAAUUUGAAAUAUUAUUUUCAAACGCAGCAAUAUUAAUUUACAUGUGGUUCUAUUAGAGAACAUGUCACAAAGGGAUGCAUUUUUGCCGGUAACUUUUCAUUUCCAUGGCAUCUUAGGGCAUCAGUACCUGGCCGUUUACUUUGUUCAAAGGGUAUGCAGUGACAGCCAUUUUCACAUUGAAAUCUAUUCAUAGAUAAAAGAAGACCUUAAGUUUACCUUAAGCAUAAAGCAAACAAAAUAUGGAUAAGGAAUUGACUCCCGCCGGCAUGCUGCAAGGGCUUUUACGAGGGGUGAUAUGACCCAGACAGUUUUUCUUUUGACAUUUACGAUGAUUGGUCGUUUUUAAUUAUAUAUCUUCUUAUGGAAAAAGCAAGUUUGCCGCUUUAUGAGCAAAGAAAAUAACAAAUUAAAAUAUUAACACACAUCAGGAAAGAGCUAUUGAAAAUGAUCCGAGAGUAUCGUUGCAAUACCUUAGAAAAUAAAUUCACAAGGAAAUAACUGAUUAAGGAAACAAACUGCCCCCUUCAUAUCAUGUUAUGAAGAAUAAGUCUACUGUAGAACUAGUUAUGAUUAGAACUAGGUCAAAACGUAAUGCUUAAGUUUCGUUAAAUACACAACAGCUCAGUCAACGUAACUAGCUCGGCUGAAUAUCAGGGGCACCCAACGAAAAUAUAGUUCAAAACCACUUAAACAUAGCAUUGUUCAACGUAUUUUAGUAUUUAAAGGCUAGAUAUAUAGGUAUAUUUUUAUCCCCUAAAAAUUUUUCACCUGUUCGGAUUUCCUAGCUGAACGUCAAGUGAUCCGAAAAUUAUAGGGAUCAAAACCUACCUUUUCGAAAAUUUCAGCCAGAAAAAAGGCUCCCGAAAAUUCUAGGUGACCUUUUUAGUCUUUUUACGGAAAAAAUCGUUUAAAAAUGGGCAAUCAUACCAUUUUUUAGAUGUUCGAAAAUCCUAGGAGAGGCAGGCAAGCAAGAAAUUUUGCAACAAUGUUCCGAAAAUUCUAGAUCUCAAAUCGUCUAUUUCAGUGUGCCCCUGAAAUAUUUAGCCAAAUAAAAAAGCGUUUUCACUGUUUUUAAAAAAGGACAAUCAUUUAGAAUCAUUGGAAUGUCUCUAGAUUGACAGAUACGCGGACACUAUGAAACAUAGCCGUAUGUGUCUCCUAGUGAUAGCUAUAGACAAAGUAGAUUCUAAGCAAGUACUCUGUCUCUUAGUUUGUUCAGGAUGGUAUACCCUGAAUGAAUAUAAUUCUUGGCCAUAAUUAUCACUUAGGGCUUUGCAUAGAGAAAUAUCCAUACAAGAAAGGGCAAAUGCCGUUAUACUUCGCUAGAGUAGGGUCUCCUUAAUCAAGCCUCAGCCAUGCCCAGAAUGUUUUAAAAAUCCUAUAGGGAUUUGAUUCUAACUUGUUCGUGGGAUUAGCCAGCCCACGUUCACCAACAUAAUGCGACUGAUUUGCCAUCUCAAUUUUCUAAUAAAUAUUGACAAUAACGGUCAAUAACAUUGGACUCUGGAUGUUCAAGAACGAAAAACAGUGGCAGAUCCAGACCUCCAGAUAAGGGGGGGAGGAGGGGCGGUCAUACACACCCUGAGAUAAGGGGGGGGGGUCUCCAAAAAAAAAAUGUUUUUGGUCGGGCCUCAGAAGUAAGGGGGGGACCUAGCCUGCGAAAACAUCCGUUUCUCCUCGCUCUUCGCCGCGAAACGUCCACACUCCACAGCGGCGAAGAGCGAGGAGAAACGGAUGUUUUCGCAGGCUAGGGGGGUGGGGGGGGGGGGCGGCCUCGCCGGGCCCCUCCCCUGGAUCCGCCACUGGAAAAGGCCCAGGAAAAACAGCCAUCGAGCCUCACUCACGCAAGCUCUUUAAAGAGAUGCUCUCCCGCCUCAGCAUUCUACGGAUUGGUAAAACUUGUUUCCUUUUUCUCCUUCAAGGAGCUACGCAGUAGACUUCCUAUAAGUCGAUCUCACGAGUUUCUUAGCGAGCGGAACGAGCUUUGUUAGGUGGCGAAGCGACCGAGCGAGCGACGAAGUGUCCGAGUCCACUCCACGCAAACGCCACAGCAGCAGUCCCUUCCCAUUUUAAUCAACCUGGCCACUCGAUCGCAGACAUGGAACUUAUUCCGCUUGAAUUUCAACCCACUUUCAGCAUGUCACGCCAAAAGGCAAGAGAAGCGUACCUCAUAGAGAUAGAGGCUGUCAACAGACGGUCUGAACCGAAGGAAUGAAUAUUGAACUUUUUCUAUUUCCAUUCUUAUUGUAUUAUCAUUUUCCUGUAUAUUAUUCUAUCUAUUAUUUAUUAUCCAAGCUACUGGUCGGUAGGGACGCUUAUCACGUGUUACCGGAAGCACUGGGAUAGAAGGCCAGGUGGCAUGAUUCAUUAGGGGAAUACCCGGAAGAUCUUUUCGUUUUCGUGGAAGGUGACGUCGUGCUUCUGUUUCUGAACACACUGCGAUCUCCAACAAACAUGCCUGUGUCCGCGGUUGAGCUACAGCGAGUUAUGGCCAUUUUGGCCGACGAAAAUGAGCUAAAAGUCACCGUGAAGAACGCUGCGUAUGGUGGAGUUGUAGCUGGUAUCACAACCACAGUCGGCGGCCUUUUGGCUGGCCCACCCGGGCUUAUGAUCGGUGGAGCUGUUGGUGGACUCUUGGCUUACAACACUACAGGAAAUUUCAAGCCAGUCUCUGCUGUUAUUAAAGACAUGAAUGCCCACGAAAGACAGCUUCUCUACGACAGCAUGAAGGAUAUUAUCGACAAUUUACAUAUUGAUGAUUCCUUGGCGCUCAUAGCUUUUCUGAGCGGCGGCCCUGGAUUGCUUGUGCGAGAACAGCUAAUGGAUAGAAUGGUUUCGUUUUUACGCGAUCAGAUGCGCCUUCAGAUGGCUACAUAA
Messenger RNA from Porites lobata, 3750 nucleotides. Lineage: Eukaryota; Metazoa; Cnidaria; Anthozoa; Scleractinia; Poritidae. The record is from the annotation of a GenBank genome assembly.